Physella acuta is the source of this 1038-nucleotide messenger RNA. Its product is annotated as proteasome subunit beta type-6. Gene Ontology annotation, molecular function: threonine-type endopeptidase activity. Gene Ontology annotation, cellular component: proteasome core complex; cytoplasm. The record is from RefSeq and is a predicted model, not a curated record. Lineage: Eukaryota; Metazoa; Mollusca; Gastropoda; Physidae.
UUAAUGCACAGUCAAACAAAAUGGCUACUAUGACUAGCAGUUUCAACAACGGUCCUGGAAUGUUAGGCAGCGGCUUAGAAUGGAUGAAUACAGAAGUAUCUACAGGUACCACCAUUAUGGCCACUGAAUUUGAUGGUGGAGUUAUUGUGGGUGCUGACUCCAGAACUACUACAGGAACAUAUAUUGCAAAUCGUGUCACUGACAAGUUGACCAAAGUGACAGACUUCAUCUACUGUUGUCGUUCUGGCUCGGCCGCUGACACUCAAGCUAUAGCUGACAUUGUAAAGUACCACAUUGAAUUUCACAGAAUGGAGACAGGAGAGGAACCCCUAGUGAAAACAGUGGCCAAUAUAUUCAAGCAGCUGUGUUAUGACCACAGGGACCAGCUCUCUGCUGGCAUCAUUGUGGCAGGCUGGGACAGACGGGAGGGGGGACAGGUGUACUCUAUCCCCAUUGGUGGAAUGUUACAUAAAAUGCCAUUCACCAUUGGAGGUUCAGGCAGCACAUAUCUCUAUGGUUACGUUGAUGCUAACUAUAAACCAAAACUCAAGAAGGAAGAUGCAUUAAAAUUUGUUGCCAAUUCUGUGUCCCUAGCCAUCAACAGAGACGGUUCCAGUGGAGGAAUCAUCCGUCUGGCUGCCAUCUCUAAGGAGGGGGUGGAGAGGUUCACCCUGACUGGUGACCAGCUGCCCAAGUUCUACGAGGACAGUUAACUCAUCAUUUCAUUCAUUAUGUCACACGUACAUUUGAUUGGUGAUGACUGCGCGGCCUAUUUGCUUGUUAUGUUUAACUGUAUUCUGUACUGAGAAUUUUGAUCAAGUAUUUUUUAAAAAUGAUGUUAAAGAGUUGACAUGAAAUCAACUGGACAGACACAUACACUACUCAGAAUAAACAUUGAGCAAUUAUAUUGGCCAGUUAGUUCAUUGACCUGCUUUUUUUUUUAAUUUCCACCAUUUGAAAUGUGUUGUAUAAACUUGUCAUUGAUGUGAGUUCCAAAACACCUCAUGACUCCAAUAAAGAGAGAUGAUUGACACUCUG